UCCCCCCCCAAGCAGAGAGACCCCAGCAGCAGCAGCAGCUGAUGAUGAAGAGAGAGGCAGUGGCAGAGGGGGGGCACCUUUUAUUUCUAUUUUUAAAGGGACAGGACACUAAUUUUACCCCACUUCAACCUUGAAUUCAGGGGGGUGGGGGGAAGGCGGCUGAGUUCCUUCCCCCACCCUCCAGCCCCGAGACCUGAGAGGGGGAUUGAGACUGAGAGAGGAGAAGGAGUUUCUUCUUCUUCGAAAACCCUCGUCCACGACUCCUACCCCUUCACCCCUCCAGUAGCCUCCCUCCCGAGCCCCCUCCACCCUCCUCCUCUUUGGCCGUGAGAGGAGAGAAAGAGACCUAAAGCCUCUUAGCAACACAGACCCUUCUUUGCUGCUGCUGCUGCUGUUGCUGCUGCUGCUACUGCUACUGCUGCUUGGCCCUGGCUGGAGACAUCUCACUACACCCAGGAGCAGCCACUUCCCCACUCUCCUCCUCCUUCCCUCCUCCUCCACUCCCCCCCUUUAUUACCCUUUGUGUCAUCCUCCACAGCUCCAGGGAAGGCACUCCAAAGUGGGGGGCAGGAAAGAAAUGAAGCUAUCAUCACAAUUCUGUGUAUGGCACUUAAGGGUUUUUUAUGGAGGCACAUUCUUCUAAGAAUAUUAAGACAAUUAUCAACUUUCCAGUUUUCUAUGGAUAUGAAGAUUUACUCCUAGUCAUCAGUGGGACCCAAUGAAGUCAGCCAGAAAGCCUAUGUCCAACUUAUGUAUCUUUGCAAACUUGUCUGGAUUUUGAAUGUAUAGAUGCAAAACAGAUUGUACUUAGAUAUUAAUCAUUAAGCAUUGCUUGAAUAUCUACUGUCUCUCAGGCACUGUACUAGGCACCUGACAAAUAAGAUUACUACUUGUCUUUCAAUGGAAGUGUAUUCCAAAGAUCCCUAGUAUUGUGAAUGAGACGAAGAGGGAGAGAGACAGAGGAACAUUGAUCAGUCACCACCCAUAUGCAUGCCCAGACUGGGAUCUAAUCCACAGCCUCAGAUAAGGGUGAGACGACUGUGCAGAGAGCAGAAAAGGAAAUUAGAAGGAAAAGGAAAUACUGCAGACUGUGAUGAACAUGUCCUUGUGUAAGGAUUAAAAACUACAAAAAAAAAUGUUGUCAGUUUGGAGAAGUGAGUGAGAGGGGAAGCAAAGGAAUUAUCAAAAUGCUUUUUGAGAAUACCAGUUUCUGCAUAUGGGAAGUAGAUAUUGAAAGUUAUAUGGUUUACAGACAAUAUCUUUAAAAGACAGACACUCAAGGACCAAGGAAAUAAAAUACCAGAAGCCAAGAGCACAGAAUUUUUUUGUUAAUUCAUGGAAUCGUGAUACUUCUCUAACUGCAUCAAAUACAAAGGAAUGACCACCUUGGCAGAUGGCCACAGAGGAUGUCAACAAUUUUUUGGAGGCAAGCAAUGAAAUAUUGAUGCUAUGAGUUUUCUAUUAUUAAAGAGAAGAGGUGCUCCCACACGGGGACUCAUGAAGGCAUAGAGCAUCUAGAGACUUACUGCCUCCGUUACGCUGCUGGGUCUCACAGCACUUGUUAUGUUUUUAUCAGUUUCUCUCCAGAAGAGAUUGGAAACCCAAGUGCCUACAGAGGCCAGUCUGGUGGGAAUGAAGCAGGAAGCCGCUGCAGUGAGCUGGAGAACCAAGUUCCAGAUAAUUGUCGCAAGGCAGGCAUGUUGACCUAGUGACACCCUUCUGUCCAGUUUAUCAGGCUACGUUAUUAGAAUUUUGAAGACAUGAAAACAUCGGAUGAACCAACCUGCAACGUCUUGGACUCAGAUCGGAAGAUGAAGAGAAAGUUUAAAGAAUGUGGCCUCUAAAGGCGGGUAGUACCUGGAAAUAUUAACCGACUCACAUUGUAAAAAUGAGACCGAUUUUUAAACAGUAGAGAUUAUUUUAGUCCAACAUCAAGGUUCAAGACAACAUGUUGAACUAAAAACUACACUCCUCCCCUCCCCCACUUCAGACAGGUACCAGCAUUGGUCAAAUAUGGUUUUCCUUAGUCAGAAGCACUCCUUUUCACCCAUGUAGGUCAUUCUUAGGAAUUAAAUAUUGGUUAUUUAAUGUAGAUUAUAAUGGGAAACUGAUUUUUUCCACAAUGGCAGAUUUCAAGGACUUGGUUCCAAACUGAGCCGAAGCGUCCCAGUACAUUUUGUAGUCUGGGAACAACUAUGCUGCACUGGCCGUUUUUGAAGGCCAUCAUGCCCUGUAAUAUAAGGAUAUCAUCUUAUUGCUGAUAUCUUUGGAGAGUCCCAAGCAGAUACAGAAAAUGAAUGGAGGCAAGGAGUGUGACGGAGGGGACAAGGAUGGAGGUCUUCCAGCUAUACAAGUUCCUGUGGGCUGGCAGCGCCGUGUGGAUCAGAAUGGAGUUCUUUAUGUCAGUCCCAGUGGGUCUUUGUUAUCUUGCUUGGAGCAGGUUAAAACAUACCUGCUUACUGACGGAACAUGCAAGUGUGGCUUGGAAUGUCCUCUUAUUCUUCCCAAGGUGUUUAACUUUGAUCCUGGAGCUGCCGUGAAACAAAGAACUGCCGAAGACGUUAAAGCAGAUGAAGAUGUCACAAAGCUAUGCAUACACAAAAGAAAAAUCAUCGCCGUGGCCACACUUCAUAAAAGCAUGGAAGCCCCACACCCUUCUCUGGUGCUCACCAGUCCCGGAGGAGGAACAAAUGCAACUCCAGUAGUACCUUCACGGGCAGCAACUCCAAGAUCCAUAAGAAAUAAGCCUCAUGAAGGAAUUACAAAUUCUGUAAUGCCUGAAUGUAAGAAUCCUUUCAAGUUAAUGAUUGGAUCAUCAAAUGCCAUGGGAAGGCUGUAUGUACAAGAACUGCCUGGAAGCCAGCAACAAGAACUCCACCCUGUCUACCCCCGGCAAAGAUUGGGCAGCAGUGAACACGGACAGAAGUCUCCAUUCCGUGGCAGCCACGGGGGCCUGCCCAGCCCAGCAUCGUCAGGAUCCCAGAUUUAUGGAGACGGCUCAAUCUCUCCAAGGACUGACCCACUUGGAAGCCCCGAUGUUUUCACAAGAAAUAAUCCUGGUUUUCAUGGAGCUCCCAAUUCUAGUCCUAUUCACCUGAAUAGGACUCCUCUUUCUCCACCUUCAGUAAUGCUACACGGUUCUCCUGUACAGUCAUCCUGUGCAAUGGCUGGAAGGACUAAUAUACCUCUUUCCCCAACCUUGACUACAAAGAGUCCAGUAAUGAAAAAACCAAUGUGUAAUUUUUCAACUAAUAUGGAAAUACCACGAGCAAUGUUCCACCACAAACCACCCCAAGGCCCACCUCCCCCUCCACCUUCUUGUGCUCUUCAGAAAAAGCCAUUAACAUCUGAGAAAGAUCCACUUGGCAUUCUUGACCCUAUUCCUAGUAAACCGGUGAAUCAGAACCCUGUUAUCAUUAAUCCAGCCAGUUUCCAUUCAAAUGUCCACUCUCAGGUACCUGUGAUGAAUGUAAGCAUGCCUCCUGCUGUUGUUCCUUUGCCAAGUAAUCUCCCUUUGCCAACUGUAAAACCCGGCCACAUGAAUCAUGGGAGUCAUGUACAAAGAGUUCAGCAUUCAGCUUCAACCUCCCUGUCCCCUUCUCCAGUGACAUCCCCAGUGCACAUGAUGGGGGCUGGAAUCGGAAGGAUUGAGGCAUCGCCCCAAAGAUCACGCUCAUCUUCCACAUCAUCAGAUCACGGAAAUUUCAUGAUGCCACCUCUAGGACCCCAGGCCACUUGCAGUGGUAUCAAGGUUCCACCCAGGUCACCAAGGUCAACAAUAGGGUCCCCAAGGCCAUCAAUGCCAUCAAGCCCUUCUACCAAGUCCGAUGGACAUCAUCAGUACAAGGAUAUCCCUAACCCAUUAAUUGCUGGAAUGAGUAAUGUACUAAAUACUCCAAGCAGUGCAGCUUUUCCUACUGCAUCUGCCGGAAGUGGUUCUGUAAAGAGUCAGCCUGGUUUGCUGGGAAUGCCUUUAAAUCAGAUCUUGAACCAGCACAAUGCUGCCUCCUUUCCAGCAAGUAGUUUACUCUCAGCAGCAGCCAAAGCACAGCUAGCAAAUCAAAACAAACUUGCUAGUAACAACAGUAGCAGCAGUAGCAAUUCUGGAGCUGUUGCUGGCAGUGGCAACACUGAAGGACAUAGCACUUUAAACACCAUGUUCCCUCCUACUGCCAACAUGCUUCUCCCAACAGGUGAAGGGCAAAGUGGUCGAGCAGCACUAAGAGAUAAGCUGAUGUCUCAGCAAAAAGACUCAUUGCGGAAAAGAAAACAGCCACCUACCACGGUUUUGAGUUUGCUCAGACAGUCUCAAAUGGAUAGUUCUUCAGUUCCUAAACCUGGGCCCGACUUGCUAAGGAAGCAAGGUCAGGGUUCUUUUCCCAUCAGUUCAAUGUCUCAGUUACUGCAGUCUAUGAGUUGUCAAAGCUCUCACUUGAGUAGCAAUAGUACCCCGGGUUGCGGGGCCUCAAAUACUGCUUUGCCUUGCUCUGCUAACCAGCUGCAUUUUACAGAUCCCAAUAUGAACUCCAGUGUUCUUCAGAAUUCAUUGACACAGAGCAUACCUUUAAGAGGGGAAGCCGUGCACUGCCACAAUGCAAACACUAACUUUGUUCACAGUAACAGUUCAGUCCCAAACCACCACCUUGCAGGUUUAAUAAAUCAGAUUCAGGCUAGCGGGAACUGUGGGAUGCUCAGUCAGUCGGGCAUGGCUUUAGGAAAUUCAUUACAUCCCAAUCCACCUCAGUCAAGAAUUUCAACGUCCUCUACUCCAGUGAUACCAAACAGCAUUGUUAGCAGCUAUAAUCAAACAAGUUCUGAAGCAGGCAGGUCAGGACCGUCAUCCUCCAUUGCCAUAGCCGGCACCAGCCACCCUGCCAUCACAAAGACAACAUCUGUUCUUCAGGACGGCGUCAUAGUCACCACUGCAGCUGGAAACCCACUGCAGAGCCAGCUGCCCAUCGGGAGCGAUUUUCCUUUUGUUGGCCAGGAGCACGCACUUCAUUUUCCAUCCAACAGCACUUCAAACAACCAUCUUCCACACCCCUUGAACCCCAGCCUCCUCAGUUCUCUACCUAUCUCUUUGCCAGUGAAUCAACAGCAUCUCCUAAACCAGAAUCUAUUAAAUAUCCUCCAGCCUUCAGCAGGAGAAGGCAAGUCUGAGAUCAACCUCCACCCCUUAGGUUUUCUCAACCCGAAUGUAAACGCUGCUUUAGCUUUGCUCUCCGGUGACGUGGAUGGGCAGGUAUUGCAGCCUGUUCACUUUCAGCUCUUAGCAGCCCUGCUUCAGAACCAAGCCCACGCAGCUGCCAUGCUUCCCCUGCCAUCUUUCAAUCUGACCAUCUCAGAUCUUUUUCAACAGCAAAAUACCCCUUUCCCCUCAUUAACACAGAUGACAGCCCCACCAGACCAUUUGCCAAGCAAUCAGUCAGAGAACAGCCAAGCUGAGACCCUUUUAACCAGCCCCCUGGGGAACCCUUUACCAAGCUUUGCAGGCAGUGACACUGCUUUUAACCCCCUGUUCCUCCCAGCUGUCACUGGGGCCUCAGGAUUAAUGGCCUUGAAUCCCCAGCUGUUGGGAGGUGUCCUGAACUCGGCAUCGGCCAACACCGCUAAUCAUCCAGAGGUUUCCAUAGCAACUUCCUCCCAGGCAACCACUACCACAACCACUACAUCAUCAGCAGUGGCAGCACUGACUGUCUCAACACUUGGUGGGACAGCAGUGGUGUCAAUGGCAGAAACAUUGCUGAAUAUAUCUAAUAAUGCUGGGAACACACCUGGUCCAGCUAAACUCAACAGUAACUCUGUGGUGCCACAGCUACUUAACCCUCUACUGGGGACAGGUUUGCUUGGUGACAUGUCCUCAAUAAACAAUACUUUGAAUAACCAUCAACUGACUCAUCUACAGUCGCUGUUAAACAACAAUCAGAUGUUUCCUCCAAAUCAGCAGCAGCAGCAGCUUCUUCAGGGCUCCCAGAAUCUCCAGGCAUUUCAAGGACAGCCCGCAAUCCCUUGCCCAGCUAACAGUAACCCCAUGGCUUGUCUGUUUCAGAACUUCCAGGUGAGAAUGCAGGAAGAUGCAGCGCUCCUCAACAAAAGAAUAAGCACUCAGCCAGGGCUCACAGCACUCCCUGAGAAUCCGAACACCGCACUCCCACCUUUCCAAGAUACAUCUUGUGAUCUGCAGCCCAGGAUGGACCCACCUCUGGGUCAGCAGGUGAAGGACGGCCUCGUUGUGGGUGGCCAAGGUGACGCCUCGGUAGAUGCCAUUUACAAGGCAGUUGUUGAUGCAGCCAGCAAAGGAAUGCAGGUUGUCAUCACCACCGCCGUCAACAACACGACCCAGAUCAGCCCCAUUCCAGCUCUGAGUGCCAUGAGUGCCUUCACUGCUUCCAUCGGUGACCCGUUAAGUCUCCCCAGUGCUGUCAGCGCGGUCAUUCACGGACGGAACAUGGGCACUGUCGAUCAUGACGGGAGGCCGAGGAGUGCCAGAGGGGCACGGCUGCCUAGGAGCCUGGACCAGGGAAAAAACUCAAACGAAGGAGAUGGGUUUGAAUAUUUCAAGUCAGCAAGUUGCCAUGCAUCUAAAAAACAGUGGGAUGGGGAGCAAAGCCCUGGAGGGGAGCGCAACAGGUGGAAGUGUGAGGACUUUUUAGAUCAUGCAGGCCAUGUUCACAGUAGUCCUUGUCACGAGAGGGCCAACAACAUCUCUACACUGCCAUUUCUGCCUGGGGAGCAGCACCCAAUACUGUUACCACCAAGAAACUGUCAAGGGAAUAAAAUUCUAGAGGAGAACUUCAGGUAUAAUAACUACAAAAGAACUAUGAUGAGUUUUAAGGAGAGGCUAGAGAACACUGUGGAGAGAUGUACACACAUUAAUGGGAACAGACCGCGGCAGAGUCGUGGCUUUGGAGAGUUGCUGAGCACCACCAAGCAAGACCUGAUCCUAGAGGAGCAGUCUCCAAGCUCCUCAAACAGUUUGGAAAGUUCUCUGGUCAAAGACUGCAUCCAUUACAAUGGAGACUUUAAUGCCAAAAGCAUUAAUGGGUGUGUGCCUAGCCCUUCAGAUGCUAAAAGCAUUAGUAGUGAAGAUGACCUACGGAAUCCAGACUCCCCCUCUUCAAACGAGUUGAUACAUUAUAGGCCAAGGACGUUCAAUGUUGGCGACUUGGUCUGGGGCCAAAUCAAAGGACUGACUUCCUGGCCUGGAAAAUUAGUAAGAGAAGACGACGUUCACAAUUUAUGUCAACAAAGCCCCGAGGAAGGGAAGGUGGAGCCCGAGAAGUUGAGGACACUAACAGAAGGUUUUGAAGCCUACAGCCGAGCCCGGAAAAGAAACAGAAAAAGUGGAAAGCUAAAUAACCAUUUAGAAGCUGCUAUUCAUGAGGCCAUGAGUGAACUGGACAAAAUGUCUGGGACUGUUCACCAAAUCCCCCAGGGAGACAGACAAAUGAGACCCCCCAAACCCAAGAGGAGGAAGAUCUCCAGAUAACAGGGACUGCUCCACCACCCACAGUGUUUAUUCAAGGGACGUGCACAGACGUAUCUCUAGAUAGGUAUUGAUACAGCCACUGUUGUGUCGAUAUUUAUACUCUGGCAGAGAGCUACCACCGCCACAGGGUGCUAAAAGAAAUGGGAUACAAUAUUUUUUUGGUCAGGAAAGGUAAUGAAUGCUGGAAAAAACAAUCAAAAUCCCUGAAUAAUGAGAGUGAUAAGUGGUCAAGAGAUUACUAAGCAACGCUUUUUUUCUAUAAUACUAAAAUUGUGAUUAUAAGAAAUAGUCCAAAUGUUUCUGAAGAAUUUUCAAUGUUGUAUAUAGAAAAUACAGAAUUUCAUGGCGAUAUCAGAAAUGUAAAUAUUGUACAAUAUUGUCAUGUACAAGCGUACCUAAUGCACACUUUAUCUUUUAUUGUACAAAGAAAUAGUGUACAAAAUUCUUUGGUUUCUAUGGAGUACACCUACCAGAGACUACCAGUGUAAAGUGAUAAAUAAAAAUACAACCUAAAUGCUUUUCUAUGAUAAUGUAAAAGAUGCUGUUUUUGUAUUUAACAGCAGAGAAGAGGCAUGAUGCUGUAUUCCCUGAAUUAUGACAUGCACCGCACACCGCCGAGUGUCCACUUCUAUUGUCUGUUUGCAAUGAACCUGGCCUGGAAGUGCUGGACUAGACUUCGGGCGUCCAGGAAAUGGAAACCUUGCAGAUUUCUAAAGGGAUGAGGGCUCACAGGUCUAAAUUAAGAACUCAGAAACUGCAACCAUUUGUUGCAUAUUUUUUUUACCUAAGUUUUAAUGUAGAAUAGAUUUUAUACAGAAAUCUUAGGAGGACUGUUUUCCGCAGUCAUUUCUGUAGGCAACAUUCAGUAGCCACCUGUGGAACUACAUAGUUGAUGCUGCACCGCCACCGAGGCUCAGAGUUCAGUCCUUUUACAGACAAUACCUGGCAAGGUGAAACUUUCUGUUCCCAGAACCAGAAGCUAAAGCCCCACUUUGAAAUCAUUAUCAGGAGUAAGGUUGAUUCUAAUUCAGUUUUUCUUGAGCAGCAAAAAAGAAAUAUAAGUCAUCAAAGCAAAUUUCAUAUAUCCAUUCAUCAAUGUUACUUAAACCAGGAGUUAAGGUGGCUUACAAAAUUAUUAGCAGUGGUAAUUUUUUAUCAGUAUUAUGUAACAUAUCAGAUUUAUUUUAUUUAAAGAAUUAUUUAUACCAUUAACAGAUUCUUAUAUAUAUAUAUAUUAAUGUGGCUAAAUGUGCAGGUUAAAUCUAUUAACCAAAUUAUUUAUAUUAUAUUAAGUAAGAAAAACAUGGAAACAAAUGUAGAAAGAAAAUACUACAUUACGAGUAUACAAACCUAAAACUGUGAGCCAUUGUAAAGUACAAGGUUAUUAAUAAGAAAUGUAGCACAACAUAAUUUUCCGUCUUUUUUUCACAGUUUUUGUAGUGGUGGUAUAACCUUAUCUCCCAGGCAGUUGAGCAAAUUUUCAGGCCUCCAGCCUGACUUCUGUUGAUGAAUUGUCAAAAGUCCAUCAUCCCUUUAUUCUUACUACUACCAGCCUCCACCCCCAAAUCCUUAUACUCCUAGGGAGCGCUGCCUUGUCCCCCUUGCCUGGGGCUCACUCAACAGCCUAAAAGAUCGGGCUGUUGGGAGGCCCUGCCUAGCUGACCCUGGCCCCCAAAUGCCCGCCACCUCCCUCACUCCUCCUCUCAUCCCGCCCCAAACUCCUCAGAGUUCCAGUAACUCAGGAAGAAGGAGACCAAGGUCAUUCCUCCGAUUGGUUUCUCGGGGCCACAGCACAGAGCACUGCACCUGAGCUCACCGUUAAUAUCAACAGCUCUUAAUUCUUCCCCCAGGUCUCCUGUGUCUCUGUGUCCUUCCCACUCCCACCCUCGGCCCUACCCCAAGCCUGCUGGCCUGCAGCGGGCCGCCUCGGCCUGGUGGCCCGCAGGCAGGCACCCUUCCUUCCGAGGCAGGUUGGUUUUGUCCUUGGAAUAGUGGUGGGAUGGCCUGCCCGGUCCUUCAUGUAGUCACCUCCAGUAAUCUUAUACAUAGUUUAGUUGGCACAUUUUUGUUAUAAGUUGAUGUGUUUGGCAUGUUAAAACCAUUAAUGUCCAUUUCUCUGCACCAACCUGCUUUUCCACUGUUUUGUUUACAUGGUUGUUUUUACUCACAGAGAGGUGCCCACGUCUGUGUGCAUGUGUGUGCAUGUGUGUGUGUGUGUUGAUAUGCAGAGGUUUUCAUAGCCUUUACUUUUUUGUCUUCAGACUGAGUUUGUGUCGACCAAGCCUUCCUUUUUCAUAUUCUAACCUAACCGGGCCUGUGCUCCCGCCACCUGUGUGUACUUUACAUCACGAGACCAUGUAAAGUAUGUCUGCGCCCAUGAUUUCACCGGCUGCUCACGGCUUCGAUGUGGGUACUGGGUGUCGUUUCAGCCCACAUGGGCUUUUCCCCCCGCUCUUUCACAGUUUCGUUUAUAGUUUUAUGGUUUCGUGUAAGCAGUCAUUGUAAAUAUUGUUAGCAUUACAGGUCAUGCAGUGCUGUAACAUUUUUUUAAAAUGUUGCACCUACUUUAUGAUUAAAAAAUUGGUCACCGUACUUGAAUUUUGCCCUUAGAGCCAUUUCUUUCUCUUUGUACUGAAGCCAAUUAAUUUUUUUAAAUGAAGCUAGCCCUUCUACAUUAGUACAUUUUUUAUUCCCUAAAAUAAACUUUUCCCCACCAACAUAUCUGAGAAUGGCAACAGACUGAAGAAUUUUUGUUCCUAUGAGGAACAGAAUCGUCUCCCUUGGAAAAGGAAAUCUAGUUUUCUCCUGUUCCCUUAACAGUCUUAGGAGCACAAGGAGAACAGCCUAUACUUUUAAGUAGUUUUUGAAGAUUAUUUCAAAUGAGUGAAUAUUAACAGAGCACCUCUCAUUUGAUUUGUCUUAUUUGUGGCAUUAAAAGCAAUCAGGGUUUUUAUUUAUUUAAAGGGACAUUUUUGGUUUGUACUUUUCAGUUCUACUGUAAAUAUAAAUGCUUUAAGAAGAAUAGCCAUCCCUUGUGAUAUCAUGGGCCACUGUUAGUCUUUUAUUUAGACCCUGAGUUAUUUGCUAUGUCUGGUUGUUUGUUUGUUUGUUUUUAACUUAAACCCAACCUUCUUUUUUGAACAUAACCCAGUAGAAUUGUGGGAGGAGUGGAAGGCAGUUCUUUCGCUUUCUGUAAGUUUUACGAAGAUUCUCCACUGACUUUUCCACUGAGGAGUUGAUUCCUCAUUCCAGACCAGGACAACCCAUGGUGGUUAACUCUGGUAAUCUGCCGCUCGAUUUGCAACGUUCUCUUGGAAGUCACAGGCAGUUUCGCAUUGAGAUUUUAAAAUCUAAGACACUUAAGAUGCUGGUUACAUCACUCUUCCUAAAAAGAAAGCCAAGGAUUCUAGACCUCACCGGAAAUGUGAUAUCUUGUUUACUUUGCCCAUUCAUGCCCAAAUGGUGUAAUGCGAAAGACUCGGACUGAUCACCACAGUGUAUAAAGUGAGUUGUGUGUUACUCGAUCCAUUGGGGGCUACGAACAAAUAAUAUCAACCAGUCAGAACUGUAAUAGAGAACUGUAAUACUGAAUUAGUUUAUCUUUUUCUUUCAUUCACUCUGUCACAUUUGCAUUAGCCAAAGAGAUAAGAACAUUAGUAAUUCAUAUGUGUAAAAAAACCCCGAAGUGAUUAUUAAAUCAGCGAGCCAAAAAGCAAUAAACAAGCAUGGGAUAUCCUGCUAACAGUGGGGAGUCUGAUAUAGAAAAAAUAUACAAAAAAGGAUUUUCUUAAAUAUAAAAGAUUAAUUUGUAUCUACUGUAAAUGUGUAUUAUCAGCCUUAUGUGCUUUUAUACACACUGUGUGUGUGCCUCAGUGACCUUUUAUAAGCCGGAAAAAAAUGGUUGAUUUACUAAUUUGCUAUGUAAAUACAAAGUUGUCUAUAAAUUGGAAACUUUGAUGCCAGAUGGCUUCACGAUAUACAAAUGUGUUUUGUAACGUCAUGCCGUUAUGGAUUAAGUGUGAACACACUGGAUCGUCUGUGUAGAAGAGUAGCU
This is a messenger RNA of Artibeus jamaicensis (Jamaican fruit-eating bat), 11543 nucleotides long. RefSeq names its product methyl-CpG binding domain protein 5 (gene MBD5). Gene Ontology annotation, molecular function: DNA binding; chromatin binding. Bases 2294 to 7489 code for a protein of 1731 amino acids. The record is from RefSeq and is a predicted model, not a curated record. Lineage: Eukaryota; Metazoa; Chordata; Mammalia; Chiroptera; Phyllostomidae. The transcript is spliced from 21 exons. Gene Ontology annotation, cellular component: nucleus; chromocenter.